AUGCACCCACGCCCACCCACCCGCAGCCCCUUAUUCGUGACCUGGAAGAAAGCUAGCAGGAAUGGUGAGCGACGCCUGCGGGGCUGCAUCGGCAUUCUGGAGCCCCGCCGUCUGCAUCAGGCCCUCCACGACUAUGCCCUGACCAGUGCGCUGCACGACCGCCGUUUCCCACCCAUCGAGGCCCAUGAGCUGCCAGCGCUGGAGUGCACCGUGUCCCUCCUGCAUUCAUUUGAGACGGGCGGUUCCUGGGAGGACUGGGUCCCGGGAGUGCAUGGCAUCAUCAUCGAGUUUGCGUGCCCCCUCACCGGGGGCACCCGCAGUGCCACGUUCCUGCCCGAGAUUGCCCAGCAGGAGGGCUGGACCCGGGUGCAGACCAUUGACCAGCUCAUUUCCAAGGCGGGGGCCAGGGGCGGGCAGGCCAGCCUUCGCUCCAUCCGUGCUGGACUGUCUCUGGUCAGAUACCAGAGCACUGCGGCCAGUCUCACACACGCACAGUGA
Molecule: messenger RNA, 498 nt
Organism: Auxenochlorella protothecoides
Lineage: Eukaryota; Viridiplantae; Chlorophyta; Trebouxiophyceae; Chlorellales; Chlorellaceae
Exons: 2
Coding region: 1-498 (165 amino acids)
Source: RefSeq, a predicted model, not a curated record